Molecule: messenger RNA, 5038 nt
Organism: Trematomus bernacchii (emerald rockcod)
Lineage: Eukaryota; Metazoa; Chordata; Actinopteri; Perciformes; Nototheniidae
Gene: uba6
Product: ubiquitin like modifier activating enzyme 6
Exons: 32
Coding region: 408-3485 (1025 amino acids)
Biological process (GO): protein sumoylation
Cellular component (GO): cytoplasm; SUMO activating enzyme complex
Molecular function (GO): SUMO activating enzyme activity
Source: RefSeq, a predicted model, not a curated record
GACAAUAUUCAAAACGCAUUUUUAAUAUAAAUGUGUAGAAUAGAAACACUUAACAUAUCUGUCUACCCUGCGGAUUUAUUCGUAGCCUAACGUAUGUGUCAUCACUUUUAACGAGUUUAAGAUAAGUGUCUUCGCCACCGGCUCCAGGCAGCAGUGGCACUCAGAGCUAGCUAGCUGUAGCUGCUAACACUGAGCUCUACUCAGCAGCUUCACACAUCAGCCAGCGUUUGUAUUACGGUAGCUUACUGUUGUGGUAUGUGAUUGUUAGCAUACCUCACUUUAUUGGAUCAAGACAGACACUUAACCUUUUGACAGUUGUCAGGUCAACCACAUUGCUGACUGUUAGCCACAUUGAGGGUGGAGUUUUUAUCUCAGACAGUUGAAUUCCCCCCUCUUCCCCUCCCAGUAUGGCUGCAGACUCGAUGGAGAUUGACGACUCUCUUUACAGCCGCCAGCGCUAUGUGCUGGGAGACAGUGCUAUGCACCAGAUGGCCCAGUCCUCCGUCUUUCUCAGUGGAAUGGGUGGACUGGGGAUUGAGAUAGCAAAGAAUAUUGUCCUGGCCGGUGUGAAGGCAGUCACCCUUCAUGACACAAAGCAGUGUGAAACCGUGGAUCUGGGCUCCAACUUCUUUAUCCGCAAAGAGGAUGUUUUGAGCCAGAGGAGAAGGGUGGAGGCAGUGUGCCCUCGGGUUGCAGAGUUGAACCCUUAUGUCCAUGUCGACACAUCUUCCUCUGCUUUGGACGACAACACGGAUCUCAGCUUCCUUGGAAAGUAUCAGUGUGUUAUUCUCAGCGAAGCCAGAUUGAGUCUACAGAAGAGAGUCAAUGAGUUUUGCCACUCACACCAACCCCCUAUCAGAUUCAUCGGCUGUGAUGCAUACGGCAUCUGUGUGCGGGUGUUUUGUGAUUUUGGAGAUGAGUUUGAGGUGUCAGAUCCCACAGGAGAGGAGCCCAAGGAGAUUUUCAUCCAUAGUAUAACACAGGAUAAUCCUGGGGUGGUGACCUGUAUGGACAACCAACCCCACGGCAUACAGACAGGCCAAAGUGUUGUGUUCAGAGAGGUCCAUGGCAUGGUGGAACUCAACGGCACCGCAAGGCCAGUUUCAGUCCUUUCCCCUCACAGUUUUUCAAUAGGGGACACAUCCCAACUGCAGUCAUAUGCACAUGGGGGUUUCUUUGUUAUGGUGAAAACCCCCAAGACGUUCAGAUUUGAGACGAUGGAGAAGCAGUUGUGUGAUCCUCAGGUCAUGACUCCAGACUUCAGUAAACCAGAGGCCCCACUACAGAUCCAUGCAGCCAUGUGUGCUCUGGACGUCUUUCAGGAGCAGCACAGUAGACUUCCCAACACUGGGUGUUUACAGGAUGCUGAGGUUUUACUGAAGCUAACCGAGGAAGUGAAUGAAACUCUCAGGAACAAAGCUCCUGUGAAUACUGAGUUGGUACGCUGUCUGUCGAGAACAGCGAGGGGAACUCUUCCUCCGUUAGCAGCAGCUGUGGGAGGUCUAGCCAGCCAAGAAGUUCUUAAGGCCAUCACAGGGAAGUUUGCACCCCUGCAGCAGUGGUUUUAUCUCGAUGCCAUCGAGGUUGUCAGGCCACUUCAGUCUGUUUCUGCUGAGGAGUUUUUACCAAGGGGCGAUCGGUAUGAUGGACUACGAGCUUGCAUCGGUGAAUCGAUGUGUCUAGAGCUGCACAAGCUCAGGGUCUUCAUGGUGGGCUGCGGUGCCAUUGGCUGUGAAAUGCUGAAAAACUUCGCCCUGCUUGGGGUGGGAUUGGCCAACAGCUCAGGGGAGGUGUUCAUCACAGACCCAGACCUUAUAGAAAAGUCCAACCUCAAUCGGCAGUUUCUCUUCAGACCACAUCAUAUACAGAAACCGAAGAGUACCACGGCAGCAGAAGCCACUCAAGAGAUCAACCCGGAGCUGCAGGUAGACGCUCAUCUCCACAAGGUGUGUCCUGCUACUGAGAGCAUCUACAAUGACGUCUUCUACUCCCGUCUGAACCUGGUGGUCACGGCGCUGGACAACGUGGAGGCUCGGAGAUAUGUAGACAGCCGCUGUUUAUCCAAUCAGAAACCUCUCCUGGAUUCUGGCACCAUGGGAACUAAAGGACACACUGAAAUCAUCGUGCCAAAUUUGACAGAGUCCUACAACAGCCAUAGGGACCCCCCAGAAGAGGAGAUCCCAUUCUGCACUCUCAAGUCUUUCCCUUCUGUCAUAGAGCACACUAUUCAGUGGGCCAGAGACAAGUUUGAGAACUUGUUUGUCCACAAGCCCUCCAUGUACAACUCAUUUUGGCAGACCCACUCCUCGGCUGACGCGGUGCUACAGAAGAUGCAGGUGGGAGAAAGUCUGGAGGGGGCCUUCCAGGUCGUUAAACUGCUGAGCAAACGGCCCAGCCAGUGGGACCAGUGCGUCGUUAAUGCCCGACUGAAGUUUGAAAAGUAUUUCAAGAGAAAGGCCCUACAACUGUUGCACUCUUUCCCGCUGGACACGAGGUUAAAAGAUGGAAGUCUGUUUUGGCAGUCCCCAAAAAGACCUCCAGCACCUUUUGAUUUUGACUUGAAAGACUCUUUGCACUUCACCUUCAUUGUCAGCACUGCCCGGCUCUUCGCAGGGAUUUAUAACAUCCCUUACUCAGAAGCGAAUAUCUCUGAAGAGGCGGUGACCAGGAUUCUCUCAGGAGUAAAGAUUCCCGAGUACAUGCCUUCACAGAAAUGUAUAGAGACAGAUGAGUCGGCGAAGAAGCCUGAUUCCAUGAAGAUGCCUCUAAGCAGUGAGGAGGAGAGGGAGGCCAUCGCACAGCUGGAGCAGGCCAUCGCUACGGACAACGUCACAGCAGAGAGGCUACAGGUGAGUCCACUGCUGUUUGAAAAGGACGAUGACCGCAACGGCCAUGUGGACUUUGUCACCUCAGCAUCUGCUCUGAGAGCCAGGAUGUACGCCAUCGAGCCCGCGGACAGACUCAAGACCAAACGCAUCGCUGGCAAGAUCAUCCCCGCUAUCGCCACAGCAACAGCUGCUGUGGCUGGACUGGUGGCCCUCGAGUUGAUCAAGGUGGUUGGAGGCUAUGAUUUUGAGUCCUUCAAAAACUGUUUCUUUAACCUGGCUAUCCCUGUGAUGGUGCUCACUGAGCCUGCCCCACUGAAACAGACACUCAUCAGGGACAACAUUUACUUCUCCAUUUGGGACUGUUGGACCAUCUUUGGCCAUGAGGACUUCACUCUCUCUGAGUUCAUGAAUGCAGUCAGGGAAAAGUAUGGAAUGGAGCCCACUAUGGUCGUACAUGGUGUGAAGAUGCUAUAUGUGCCUGUGAUGCCUGGACACUCAAAGAGACUCAAACUUACAAUGCAGAAGCUGAUCAAGCCGUCAGUGGACCGCCGCUACGUUGACCUCACCGUGUCCUUCGCUCCAGAGGCGGACGGAGACGAUGACCUCCCCGGCCCCCCCGUCAGGUACUUCUUAAGCCGCAAUGGAGAGACACCCUGACACCUUCCUGGAUGUCGUCUUCAAACCUCUUGUGUCCUUACUUCCCUUAUUUCAUGUCAAUUCUUGUACCCUAAAUAACCUGGGCCAUGGCCAAGAGCUUUCCCUCAGGAUGUUCUCUGACACGGGCAAAGCCCCUGGCCCAACACCAGCCCCCUGUACGUAAUGGAGCAAGACAGUGCCAGUCCUGGAGCCAGAUUUGUUCUUGCCCGAGAUCUAGCCCACACAAGGCUGCUUGAGUAGCACUUAACUGUACCUGUGUACAUAUUUUCUCUGUUCUGUUUUCUACUCUGGUGAAAUGCACAGCUCUGCCUGUGUGGAUGCCUUAAUUGAUUCAUAACAUUUGUUUCUGUUUGUGGCAGUGAGUCUGACUAAAAACUAUGUUUACAGAAACUUGCAUACUCCCUAUUUGUCUAAUUUCUGUUUUUAGUCUGCAAGGCCCUAAAGCGGGUGGUGAUAGGACUGUAGGGGCAGGGAUGUGGAUUUGUAGUUGGUAGGCAUCACGUCUUCUUCCUCUGUCCUCUCAUUGGCUAGAAAUCAUAAUGUAUGUACAAUUACCAGGUGCAAAAGGUCAGAACAGUGAAACCACCAAAGAUACUGAUUAUCAUUGUGUCUGCAGAUGGUUGUUCUCUUUUAUGAUCACCUUGACUGCCUCAUAUCACAGGGGACGGGCAUUACCUAAAACAUUACAGGGCAACACACAGGCAGCAUCUUACCAUGCUUUAUCACAUGAUGCACAUCAAUUCUUAGGGAUGUGUCACUGUGCUAUUGACAAGUGCCAACUAUUUAGAAAAGCAGCAAUUUUAUUGAAUCGCUCCUCAAUCCGUUGGGCUUUACUUUCAAUGUAAAGCCACCCACUCAUUGUAGCUGCUAGUCUAACCUAUCAUGAUAAAUACUUAGGUAACGACUGCAUUGACAAUACUUAACAUAUUUGGUUAAACAGUAUGUUCUUCAUUAGAUUAACGGCAUGAGUUCAAUGGCUGUCACACACAGAAAUAAAAAAUGUUUUGACUGACACAAAACAUCUGUUCAACCAUCCAGGAUUACACUCCUACUGUUUUAAAAGACAUUUGUUGUUGAAAGAAACACAAACAUGUCUGUUCAAAUCUGUGGUGUUAAUUCAUUAUUUGAUAAACAACUGCAUUUGUUUAUUGAUGUGUGUCCAUGACAUGUAUUUAUUUACUUGUUACUAAUUCUUGUCACUUUUGUGUCAAACUGAGCCUGUGUUGAUGAGCUCCGUGGAGUCAUGGUAAUUGUGAAUCAACAAUGGACAAAAGUCAAUAAAGGGGUAUCAAAAAUGAGUCUUACUUCUAUUAUGUAAUACAAUGACGGUCCCAAGACACAAAAUGAUUAUUUGGCCCCGUUUAUUUUUCUCCCCAUAACCAGAGGUUCAGCAAUUCACUUUGCACAGGAAAUAUCAUAUCAUAUCGACAACAUUUCUUGUGCAGUGAAAGUGUAAACAAAACAAUGUCAACGAUGUAUGUUCCUGUGACAGACAACUCAACCAAUGGUCCAAUAAAAUAUAAGAUUUCUUGAUGUCCACAAGAGUAAAGCUG